AUGCGCGACAUCCGCCAGUUGGACCAAGCGUACACAGACGCCACCGAGCCAAGCUUGGUUUUCCGAGACCAAGCGAUUCUGGUCAACGUCGUCCCGAUUCGAGCCAUCAUUCUCCGCAAUCAGUUUGUUGUGCUCAGUGCGAACAGCCAAGUCGAUUCAGAUCACAUGGCGCAGCUGCAGACGCGAGUGCAGACAUACCUGCGCGAAAGCCCCAGCACCCCGUUCGAGUUUACCGCGUUGGAAGGCCUCUUGGCCAUCGUGUCUGCAUGGUUCGCCGCACAGUGCACGCUGCUGACACCCACGGUGGACGUUGCGCUGACGUCGUUUGCAACGAACGACCGCCCACGCGAAGAGUUUGACCAGCUGCGCAAAGUGCAAAGUGCCGCCACCACGAUGCACUUGCAACUCAGUGGCAUUCGCCGGAUGCUCAUGGCGCUCUUGGACGACGAACAUGCCUUGGGCAUGAUGCAUUUGACCAACCUGUCGCAGUCUUCCCCCGUCGACGAAGUCGAAUCGGUUCUGGAAACCAACGUGCAGGACAUGUUUGGCACCCUUGCGAGCAUCUCGAUGGUGCUGACCAAGAUCGACCACACGCAGCGGAUGGUCGACUUGACGUGGACGUCCAAGCGAAAUUACUUGCUCGUGGUCGACAUGUCGCUCAAGUGCAUGUUCCUCGGCCUCCUCGUCACGCAUUUGUGGACCGGAAUGUUUGGCCAAAACCUCCACUCGUACGUGGAAGGUGACGACGUGUGGUUCACGGCCACAUUUGGAUCGUGUGCCGCGUGGAUUCUCGGGUCGUACGUCGUCGUGUAUGUGUAUUUCAAGUCGAAAGGCAUUGUCCUGUCGUGGCGAAUGCGUGGCUUCGACCUGCCUGAAUAA
Aphanomyces invadans is the source of this 879-nucleotide messenger RNA. RefSeq lists its product as hypothetical. Lineage: Eukaryota; Oomycota; Saprolegniomycetes; Saprolegniales; Verrucalvaceae. The record is from RefSeq and is a predicted model, not a curated record. Gene Ontology annotation, molecular function: magnesium ion transmembrane transporter activity. The transcript is spliced from 5 exons. Gene Ontology annotation, biological process: magnesium ion transport. Bases 1 to 879 code for a protein of 292 amino acids.